Messenger RNA from Rotaria sordida, 248 nucleotides. The record is from the annotation of a GenBank genome assembly. Lineage: Eukaryota; Metazoa; Rotifera; Eurotatoria; Philodinida; Philodinidae.
UAAGAAAAUUAAUGGAUAAUUUUGAAGAUUUAAUUGUAUCAUAUCGUGAACAUGAUUCACUUUUAGUUCAUCGUGAUGAAGAAAAUUUAACAGAAGAAGAACAAAAACAAGCACAACAUGAAGAUGUUCUUACAAAAACACGAAUAUAUGGACGUAAUCACACAACAGCAAUACCUUUAACUGAUGAUCCAAUAAUUUCAAUUAUACCAGGACAAGUUAUGAAUUUUUUUCGUCAAAAUCCAACAUAA